Molecule: messenger RNA, 684 nt
Organism: Dreissena polymorpha
Lineage: Eukaryota; Metazoa; Mollusca; Bivalvia; Myida; Dreissenidae
Product: orexin receptor type 2-like
Exons: 4
Coding region: 1-684 (227 amino acids)
Biological process (GO): G protein-coupled receptor signaling pathway
Cellular component (GO): membrane
Molecular function (GO): G protein-coupled receptor activity
Source: RefSeq, a predicted model, not a curated record
AUGUCCGACGAAUACGACUACGAGGCCGACCCCAACAAUGUACCAAUCGAACAACUGGUGCCAGUAUCGCUUACGUACGGACUCACAUUGAUACUUGGAUUGAUCGGAAACUGCUUAGUCAUUAUUUCGGUAGUCAAAUUUAAGAAAAUGCAGAACGUGACAAAUAUAUUUUUACUAAGUCUGGCUACGGCGGACCUUCUGUUGGUCACGAUAUGUGUGCCUGUUAAGUGUGUCGCAUUCUUUUCCUACACAUGGACGUUUGGAGCAGUGAUGUGCAAGCUCGUUCAUUAUGUACAGAACGUCUCAAUCUUGUGUUCAAUUAUGAACCUGACUGUGCUUAGCUUAGAAAGAUAUUACGCCAUCAUCCAUCCAAUAAGAGCUAAAUGCGUCAGCACGGUUACACUGGCCAAAAAGAUAAUCGCUGUCAUUUGGGUGCUCAGUUUUGUUCUGGCAACUCCAAUUUUAGAAGGAAGAAUACAUAAACCUGUUGGACCAGAAAACGCUACUGUCUACUGGUGCACCGUGAGCUGGGAGACACCAUUGUAUGGUCAGCUGUAUGGCGUGUACAUGUUCCUCUCGAUUCUUGUGGUGCCCAUGUGCCUCAUGGUCUUUGCAUAUUCUGGCAUUUGUAGAAAAAUGUGGGUACUGCACCGAAAACGACCAAACAUUGCCCAACAUAGGUAA